Messenger RNA from Mytilinidion resinicola, 1340 nucleotides. Its product is annotated as Fibrillarin. Gene Ontology annotation, molecular function: RNA binding; histone H2AQ104 methyltransferase activity; rRNA methyltransferase activity. Gene Ontology annotation, cellular component: small-subunit processome; nucleolus; box C/D methylation guide snoRNP complex. Bases 179 to 1168 code for a protein of 329 amino acids. The record is from RefSeq and is a predicted model, not a curated record. Gene Ontology annotation, biological process: rRNA methylation; box C/D sno(s)RNA 3'-end processing. The transcript is spliced from 5 exons. NCBI's taxonomy places the organism in Eukaryota, Fungi, Ascomycota, Dothideomycetes, Mytilinidiales, Mytilinidiaceae.
CCCGUCGCUCGCCCACCACGCUUUGCACGAGACUAACGCCUCGUGAACUCAGCGAGCUAACAUAUGCGACAGGACUAAGGCAAGCUUUUUUUCCAGCAAAAUCCUCCGACUUGCGACUCCUUCUGACUGCUACCAGUCGCAUACCGAGCUUCACAACUUUCCGAGCUAGCAACUAGACAUGGCCUUUACACCCAGAGGAGACCGCGGCGGCCGCGGAGGCGGACGAGGUGGAUUUGGCGACCGAGGUGGCAGAGGUGGAUUUGGAGACCGCGGUGGCAGAGGCGGCUCCCGAGGCGGUUUCGGCGAUCGCGGCCGUGGUGCUCCUAGAGGACGAGGAGCUCCUCGUGGACGUGGUGGAUUCGGAGACCGUGGCGGCAGAGGCGGCCGUGGUGGCGCCCGAGGAGGUGCUGCUGGAGCAAAGGGUGGACAGAAGGUCAUUAUCGAACCCCAUAGGCACGCUGGUGUCUUCGUCGCCCGCGGAAAGGAAGACUUGCUCGUUACCAAGAACUUGACCCCGGGCGAGAGUGUGUACGGCGAGAAGCGCAUCACAGUUCCGAGCUCAGACAAUGCCGUGGCGGCGAAUGGUGAUGCUGCACCGCCAACGAGCACCGAGUACCGUGUCUGGAAUCCCUUCCGAAGCAAGCUUGCGGCCGGUAUCUUGGGUGGUAUUGAAAACAUCUACAUGAAGCCAGGCUCGAAAGUUCUGUACCUCGGUGCAGCCAGCGGAACUAGUGUUUCUCACGUCGCUGAUAUCGUCGGACCAAAGGGUACUGUCUUCGCCGUCGAGUUCUCCCACAGGUCUGGACGUGAUCUGAUCAAUAUGGCCACACACCGAACCAACGUUAUCCCCAUCAUUGAGGACGCCCGUCACCCCUUGAAGUACCGCAUGCUCGUUUCUAUGGUCGACUGUAUCUUCGCCGACGUUGCCCAGCCUGAUCAAGCCCGUAUCGUUGGCCUCAACGCCCACUUGUUCCUCAAAGUCGGCGGAGGAGUGAUUGUUUCCAUCAAAGCCAACUGUAUCGACUCUACUGCCGCCCCUGAGGCUGUGUUCGCUCGCGAGGUCACCAAGCUCCGUGAGGAGAGAAUCAAGCCAAAGGAGCAGCUUACCCUGGAGCCUUUCGAGCGUGACCACGCAAUGGUGUGCGGUAUCUACCAGAGGGCUGCCUAGGCGCGUCGUAUCGAGUUGUCAUGAGUUUUUGCUGGUCUUGAUGCUACAGGUUGGCUAAGUGUGGUUCACGAACGGCUUCUGACUGAUCCAGAGGAAAGGUGCAGAGAUUUGGCAGGUUCUGUAGUCUCUGUAAAUAAGGCUCAUGGCGUUACUGGGCGCCCUGGAUACAGGG